ACACCAAGUCAGGUACAACUGAGUGCGUUAGGCUCUUGCAUGUGUCUUACCAGGCUGAAAGAACCAGCCCCGUUCUGGCGACCCUAACAGAAUCUUGCUUAAAUAACUGUCAACAUUGCUAAGAUUCCUCUCCAGAAAUGAAAUGAAUCAUAUAAGGACAUCUGAAACUCCCAGAGGGCUGGGAAAUCAGAGGAAGGGAGGAAAAGGAAAGAAAGAGCUCAGAGUCUGGCAAUUACUAAGAAUAAAGUCCUGGAAGAGGCCCACACUAAUGCUACCUCUAGCAUUGUGAUCACGACAAGACUUCCCUGCUUGCCUUCAGCGCUGUCUUGAGAAGCAUUGCAGACCAGAUGCAGGUUGCUACAGUUACUAGAACCAACAGAGAUCUCAACAUCUUUGCUUUUCAGUGAUUUUGGCUACUCUGUUUCUCUUCUAAUAUUUCUAUCUUACUGCCCUAGUAAAGCCUGCAGGCGGGCAUUGAGCACCAACUCUGCCAUGGGCAACUUAUUAAGCCUGAACUUUAAAGAGCAGGGUGGGGUAUUGACUGUUGGCAUCUGGGCGUGGGCUGUGCUUUUGCUUUACUGUUGCAGUUUUCCCAGCCAGGGAAUUCUCAGAUUCUUCAUCAACCGAGAAAUGUAACAAAGAGCAUUAGCAGGUUUCCUAAAACUUGCUGUCAGGAAACUCUACUUUAAUAUACCACUGAAUUAGAUUUUUAAAAAUAUUGAGGACUUUAACAUGAGAAAGUCUUUAGUCUUAUUUUAUGCACUUUAUACAUAUUAAUUUACUCCUAAGACUAAUGUUGGGGAAGGAAGAGAGAGAGGUUCCCCUCCAUUCUACAGAAAGCAGAUGAGGGCCAGAACUGCCCACCAGCACUGUCUGUCACGACUAGCAACACAAACGUCAACUUACAUAUAAGUGAAAUUUCCUUUGGCGUGACAUUACUAUCGCAGAGAACAUGGAGAGCUUGAGAUGUAACUAUCCCCUCAGCUAUUUCUUCACGGCCGAUGAAGCCCAUCCAGCAUCCUUUGUCCCCAGAACACACAAUCUCAACAUCCUUCCUCAUCACUCACACAGCCACUCUGCACCACAGGCUUCCACACAGGCAGAAUCUCAGCAAAGCCCCCACAAACCACGCCCAUACCUCCUGAUGUCUAUUUCCUGUUUGUGUACAGUGGAGUGUGGUGCACUCAUUCCCUAGGGCCUUGUGAAGAUCCAGUGAGCUCAGGCCUGUAAACAUGCGAAGGAUGUACCUGACCCAAGUCUAUCAGUACCGCCUGUUGCUUAAUUUUCACUCAAAACUAUCAAGACACCAAGGAAUACUUUUGUUGGUGGUGGUGGGUUUCUCUGUGUGGCCAUGGCUGUCCUGGGACUCACUGUGUACACCAGGCUAGCCUCGAACCUGGAGAUCCACCUGCCUCUCCCUCCAAAGUCCUCCUUUCCUCCAAAGGAAAGCACCACCACUGUCCGGCUGGUAUUUUUAACUCAAAGCUUCUGGAUGUUUAUCCCCACCCCAUAGGGAUGUGACAUGACUCCUAAGUCAUAAAGCCUGAAAUGAAUUCUAUCUGCUCCCCAAAGCCAUUGCUGCUGCUCUUUGCCCCUCUGGGUCUGUUGUCAUAUUCCAGACCCAACCCAGGCUCUUCAGCAUUAUUGCUGAGUAAGGACUCACUCACAAGGUUACCAUGGUUAUCCAUGUAUUUCUCCGUUAUUUUAACAGUCACUGUCUUCCCAAGUUUCUUACUCUUCAAUCCAGUUUCUAUAAGUCACUUGAAGUGGCCUUCCAAAAACUUUUAUUUUACUCUGCUGCUACAAUUCAGAAACCAACUCCCCAAAAAAGUCGUGCUCAGCAGCGGCAGAAAACCUGAACUUCCUGUUUGCUGUCCAAGGCUUUCUGGGCUCAAACUACCUCUCCAGCCUUCUCACCAGACUUCACAAAAGAGCCUGUGCUCAAUGCUUCCAGGACCCACGUCCAGCCCCAGCUUCCCCAUCUCCUUACUUUAUUCACUUCCUUCUUCCACUACUCAGUUUUUCUCUCCAUCCCUACCCAUAAAACACCAGAUUUCAAAUGCUGUGUUUUACAAUAAGCUAACAUGUGCUUUCUCCAUCUUUUUAUGUUUCAUACAGAACUGUUCAUAGAGACGCCUCAUCCUGCUAGCAGAACACCCUUGUUUACAAGUGCUAACCGCUACUCAAAGCGACCAAGAAUUAGGUCUAGAACUCAGAAUCAAUAUCAAAUCCUACUUUCUCCUUAACCCAGUCCUACCUGUCCCUCAUAUAUUUAAUCAUAUGUGUCUUAUCUUUUAUUACACUUUAGUUAUUUGCAUGAUCAUAUAAAUUAAUAGUUCUAACUUUAAAGAAAAAUGUAUUAAAAGCUCCUGCAUGAAAUGUUUGCUGAGCCAACUAAAAAUCUAACAAAAAAACAUGUCAACUCAUGUUAAACCAGUUUUAGGAUGGGAUAAGAAUAAAAAGCUGGCUCAUGGGAACAUCCCUUGUCACUUCUUAGUAAAUGUCACUCAUACCAUGAGGACAGCUAGCAGCUCUUCAUUUGAGAAAAAUGACAGCUGCCCCCUUCACAGGUUGUCAAGAGCGUACAGGAAGUGGCGUGGGAAAACAUCUGACAGUGCCUUCUGUGGAAUUCUCAGCAUUUAAUUUUUAGCCUUGCCGGUCUAUUUAUUUUAUCAAAUCCUGCCAUGGCAGUCUUCUGCCUUAACACAUCCACCCUUUCCCAUCAUCUCACAGGAUCAAGUCCAAACUGCUCUGGCCUGGUCAGUGACUCCUCCAGAGGCUCAGCCCACCACUAACACUAGGCUGACACCAAACAUCUCUGGCUUUCUCCACUCUAGCAUAGUUUAGCUGAGCCUUCCCUGCACAGGCUUCAGAACAGAUCUGGAUCCCCGUUCCACCUGUUCCACACAUAGUCUCUGUGACCUUGGGCAGAUCACUCCUACUGUCGGGGCCCUACUUCUGUACUUCAAGAAAGAUGAGUUAUAUCUUACCUCACUGUGUGUCCCAAGUAAUUAGCAACUUGGCCUGGAGAAGUGGCUUGGUUGUGUUUGCCAUAAUUACAAUAACACAUCACCUGCACUUCAGUUUCCACAGCACCAGCUGCAUUGUGCUGUCCAGUCUUACCUAUCUCCUUAUCAAACUAGAAACUACCAAAGAAGGGCACUGUCCCUUUCAUAUUUGCAUGUGCACAUAACAAAUAUUUAAAUGUCUCUACAAGAAGUAAAUGCUUUAAGUGCGUCCUGUUACCAAAGACCCUGACCCACGCCAGCCUCACUGUCCAACACACACGCUGCCGCGGCCCCCAGGCCUCUGCGCCGAGAUUUUGACAGACUCGGUGGAAGGAUGGAGGGCGAUGCGGAGUACAUCCUCCCUACUGAGACGAGAUAUGUUGGGGACAUGAAGGACGGCAUGUUCCAUGGAGAAGGAACCCUGUUCUUUCCCAGUGGGAGCCGAUUCGACGCCACCUGGGAGAAAGGAUUGGUGGUGAAGGGCAAGUACACCUUUGCUGAUGGGCUGCAGUAUGAGGACAAACAUUGGCAUUACUGCGACAGUUAUGACCGGAGAUUCCACACCGAGAUCUGCUACGGCCUGAAGCCCUCAGGUAUCUCUCAGCUCACCAACAUGGACCCACCUAGAAAAAUCCCCAUUGGCUGCUAUGACUGUGGCGAUGGCUUCUACGACCCCAGGACCAGAGUCAUCAAGGAUUACCGUAGCCGCUUUCUGAGAAAUGCAGAUGAUGAUGAACAUGAGUGGAUCGUCAGGACCUGCCGCAAGGGCUGGGCAGAGAAGCCUGCACAGAACCCCAAGCUGUGAUUCCCUCUGCCCAUGCAUGGCUGCCGUUCUGGCUUCGGUUUAAGUUUCAGAAUAAAGGUUUCCUGCACUGAAUAAUCCCGAGGGUGAGGGCUUUAGAAGACACCCCCAUUUCACCUGUUUCAGUAUCACCUUGGUAGCACUGGGCCCAAGCCCAGACUUGCCUGUCAGAAUAUAUGGAUAUUGCAUUCCCAAUUACUUCUUAUACAUGGAAUGUUCAAGAACCUUCAUCUUCUGCCAUAUUUAUAACUGAAUGAGCAGCUAAGAGAAGAUGGGGAAUCUGUGGCUCAGAGAAAUGUGACUGGCUGGUGACUCAGUAGGUCUCAUCUCAGCGGUGGCACCUUCCCCCAGGACCGCCUUUCCCUCGGGGCACUGGAUCCACAGGUGCUUUGGCAUCUAUACAGGAUUCAAAUCUCAGUUCUGUCACAGCCACCCACCAUGCAACUCUGGGCAGGUCAGUUCUUUUGAGCCUCAGCUUCCAGCAUCUAUAAAACAGUUAAAAGAAUGCUCAAAACAACAGAACACCACAGUGACUCCAGGGAGACAGUUGGAGAGGUGACACCUGGCGGGGUUCAAUGCUGACCUGAAAUCGCAAUCUGUGCCACUGUAUCGUAGCACUUGAUGAGUAAGGCAGAAGGACCACACAUGCAAGAGCCAACCCAGGUUACACAGUGAGGACCAAUAUAAAAAACAGAUAGAAAAGUAAAUCUGUGCGCUGUGCAUAUCAUCACCCCAGAGAUCACAUUUGUUAGCUGUGCAGAAGAGGGAAUGGUAAAGGCCUCAAGCAUCCUCUAUGUUUGCAUGACUAGUCCAUGGAGGAGACCCCCCUUUGGACCCCAGGUUAUGAUCGCUGGUUUACCCAAGCUACCCUGUGGAGACAGAAGAGAGAUCAGGUUAGGGAUAGAUUGCUGAGAUCUUCAGAGAAAAAAAAAACUCUCAAACUAGGAAUUCAGAGAGGACCUGGAGGAGAGCCACCACUCAAGGGAGGUUUCGGUCCCCUGAAGCUAGCUGCACCAUGCAGUAGACCUGGGGAAGUCAUCUCUUCCUUCUAAGGCUUUUGCUACACCCUAGAAAACUAAUAGGGUGGGGUCCAUCGGUGGUUCUCAAGCUGGGUCUUCAAAACAGAAGGUACACUUAGCAAAGAAACACAUACAUACUCGUGCACACAGACAAAGUGUAUACUUUCCGUUAUAUCCAAAUAGAAUUUAAAACAGACUGGAGAGGCAGAAAUAAUGUUGGGCAUAGAGGGUUGAGGAGGGCUGAGUUGGGGUAAAGGGUGAGGAGAUGGUUCAGCUGCCACACAGUCACGAGCACCUUAGCUGAGGUCCCUAGGACCCAAGUAAAACACCAGGCACAGUAGUAUGUGCCUGUCAUUCCAGUGUUGGGGACAUGGAGACAGGAGGAUCCUGAGGCUUGCUGGCCAGUGGCUCUAGCCAAAUCGAUGAGCUCCACAUUCAGCAAGAGACCCUGUCUCACAAGGGCUCUAGGAGGUAAGGAAAGCAUCCAUACCCUAUAGGCAGCUUGAGUCUCAACGCCUGGGGCUUUGACUUGAACAAGAUUUUCCAGAGGAAUGAAUCUGACAACCACCAGACCACUGACCAGCAUAUGUGGUAGCCCUAGAACCUGACUAAGCCAUCAUGAGUCAGUCUUGUGCUCAAGCUGGAGCCAUCAUAUUGGAUUCUUCCCCAGAGGAUCCCUGUGUCUCUUCUUCCGUGCCCUCCCCAACACUUUCUCUUUUCACCUAUUCCGUGUAUCUUACUGGAUUGGAUCCAGCUCAAAUGCCUCCCCUCAGUUCCCCAGCAUAUGAGAGGAAUGCCUGUGGACAGCACUGGCCAGACUGAGGUUUCUCUGAGGCAGAGCAGCACAGAACACAGCAGACAGUUGGCAUUCAGAGAGCAGAACAGAGGUCAACAACCAGCCUGGCUUCCCACAAAGCAGUCAAUCCACGGGAUGACACAAUGUUAGAGAAGAAACCCGUCACCGUCCCUCAGCACAGUCCACUGCCUGGGCUAUGGUGCCAUCCGGCAGCUCAGACCUAAGACCUUAACUGAAGAGCAAG
Messenger RNA from Alexandromys fortis (reed vole), 5869 nucleotides. It is a transcript of the gene Morn5, whose product is annotated as MORN repeat containing 5. NCBI's taxonomy places the organism in Eukaryota, Metazoa, Chordata, Mammalia, Rodentia, Cricetidae. The record is from RefSeq and is a predicted model, not a curated record. The transcript is spliced from 5 exons. Bases 3343 to 3813 code for a protein of 156 amino acids.